UUUUCUGCCUCUCUCAGUAUCGUGUGUCCUUUCUCUCUCCACCAUCAGAACUCUCUGCCGAGCAAUUCAUAGUUGCAUCUGCAGAGAUUUCUGAAUUUUCUCUUGCAGAUUCGGAAAAAUGACGACGAUUGUCCCCACAUCGGAAGAAGAUCCCGUUCUCUCCGUCGUUACGUUCGUUGCCGACUUGUCGUGGGCCGACGCCGGUCCAGAGGUAGCAGAGGGACAUGUUAGUAGAUUGUUGGUGGAGGCUCAAGAAUGUAUAAUACAAAAGAGGUGGUUGGAUUUGGCUUCUUUGAUUCUUACUUCUGCUGAUGUCAUUUUCUCUAAGGCUUCUGAGAAAGAUCUUGAAUGCAUUUACACUGUUAUCUGCCACCUUGUAAAGAAGCCUGAGAGUCUUGAUCAAGUGCAUGAGAUAGCAGAACUUAUAGCCACAAAGGUUACUCAACAGCCUAAUGAAAAACCUGGUCUGCGCUUGAAGAUCUUGUUUAACCUCUACAACCUAUUGGAGAACCCAUAUAGCCAGUUCUUUGUCUAUAUGAAGGCCCUCAACUUGGCAGUUAGUGGGAAGGUCACUGAACAUGUUGUUCCAUCCUUUAAGAAGAUGGAUGACUUUCUAUCGGAAUGGAAUCUUGGAACGAAGGAUAAGAGAGACCUCUUUCUGACAGUUGCAAAUGUUUUGAAGGACAGCAAGAGCUCAGCAAAAGAGUCUUUUGACUACCUUGUCAAGUAUCUGGAAACCUUUUCUGGGGAUGAUGCAUUGGCUUUGGCUGAAGCUAAGGAAGAGGCUGUUCGUGCUGUUGUUGAAUUUGUGAAGUCACCUGAUAUGUUUCAGGGUGACUUACUAGAUAUUCCUGCAAUAGCGCAACUGGAGAAAGACGGUGCAUAUGUUCCGGUGUAUCAAAUUCUAAACAUCUUUCUGACUCAGAGGCUUGAUGCAUAUCUUGAUUUCCAAUCUUCAAAUUCAGAUUUUUUUAAUAGCCAUGGUCUUGUGCAUGAAGAUUGUGUUGCCAAGAUGAGAUUGAUAUCUUUAGUAGAUCUCGGUACCCAUGAAUCUGGUCAAAUCGCUUACUCCUUAAUCAAGGAAACCCUCCAGAUUGAGGACAGUGAAGUUGAGCCAUGGGUUGUCAAGGCAAUUACAGCUAAGCUUCUAGAUUGCAGAAUUGAUCAAAUCAAUGAAGUAGUCAUAGUAAAGUACGGUUUGGUUUCAGUCGAAUAUCUCUUUGAGCUUUAUAAUAACCCAUCUAUGAAACCAACCAUUCUUCUGUUUUGCUUCAGCCGUUGCUCAAAGCGUGUUUUUGGACUUCAUGAAUGGCAAUCCCUUCGGUCUAAGCUUGCAGCUUGGAGGGGCAACAUUGCUAAUGUAAUGAGCACCAUUCAAGCGAACAAGAUCGUCGAAGAUGGCACCCAGGCAGUGCAGGGACUGACUAUUCGUUGAGACGGGCUCUUUGUUACAGCUAUCAUCAUCUACUGCUGCAAGUCAGUCGUACGACUGCGAAACUCCAAGCUCUAUUUACAAUCUUUGACAACAGAAUUAGUCGCUCGUGUCCAGAGUAGUGCGAUCCCCCCUUUUUUUUUGGUAGCCCAAAUUAAAACUACAGAUCUCUCCAAUUUUGUUUUUCAGCUACAUGAAUUGUAUCAACUUCCUUUCCAUGAGUCUCUUUCGCCCGACUGUGAUGAUUAUUGUUUUAGAUAGAAAAGCUUUGAUUUUCAUCUGUUCUCGACUCACAUCACCUUUGACAAUUGAUGAAAUCAGAGUUGACAGUGUUCUGUAAA
This is a messenger RNA of Salvia hispanica, 1773 nucleotides long. RefSeq lists its product as uncharacterized. Gene Ontology annotation, biological process: cytoplasmic translational initiation. Gene Ontology annotation, molecular function: translation initiation factor activity. NCBI's taxonomy places the organism in Eukaryota, Viridiplantae, Streptophyta, Magnoliopsida, Lamiales, Lamiaceae. Gene Ontology annotation, cellular component: eukaryotic translation initiation factor 3 complex; cytoplasm. The record is from RefSeq and is a predicted model, not a curated record.